This is a messenger RNA of Aphanomyces invadans, 546 nucleotides long. RefSeq lists its product as hypothetical. NCBI's taxonomy places the organism in Eukaryota, Oomycota, Saprolegniomycetes, Saprolegniales, Verrucalvaceae. The transcript is spliced from 3 exons. The record is from RefSeq and is a predicted model, not a curated record. Bases 1 to 546 code for a protein of 181 amino acids.
AUGCGAAUCCCACACUUCUGGCAAGCUCCAUCGCGGGCCAACCCCCCAUACGUGGCCAUUGCCAGACAGACAUACUCGACAACUUGGCGUGGAUGCGUCGGGCGUCCUGUUGGCCGUGGAUGCCUGUGUUCGUAUUCGACCAGACCGCGACAUGGUUGCUCAACCAAGCAAGUGACUCUGCCGCUAGGCCUCCCCACAGCGCGAAUGGUGUGUCAGUGCCGUUUGCUUGCUCGAUGGAUCGUAUUUUUCGCUAGGGGGCGCGGACCUCUCGUUCGAACGGGGAGAGUGCAGUGUGUACGACUUUGCAUCACGUCAAGCGUACGGCAGUCGACCUUUGGAUACGUGCGUGACGUCCGCUGUGUCCGGAUCAAGUGCAAACUCACAAAGUUAAAGCCGUGGAUGCGUGACGACGUGGAGGAAUGCAUGGUGGGGAAGCCCACCGACCGCAACGUUGCCCCCGUGGCGAUGAUGCAAUUUGACACGGCCAUGGCGUUGGUGGAAACCUUGAUCAACACAGCCAUGGACGAGUCUUUGGGCUCCAGCUAG